Messenger RNA from Gasterosteus aculeatus aculeatus (three-spined stickleback), 1531 nucleotides. RefSeq names its product N-acyl-aromatic-L-amino acid amidohydrolase (carboxylate-forming) B. The record is from RefSeq and is a predicted model, not a curated record. NCBI's taxonomy places the organism in Eukaryota, Metazoa, Chordata, Actinopteri, Perciformes, Gasterosteidae. Gene Ontology annotation, cellular component: cytosol. Gene Ontology annotation, molecular function: aminoacylase activity; hydrolase activity, acting on ester bonds.
UUAUCAGACCUGCGUCUGCCUGGUUGGCACUCUGACCUCGCGAGACAGUGACUCCCUAGAUGAGCACUAUAAAAGAGCUUCUGAUCACCAAGGGUCUCAAGCAAAGAAAGAAACGAACAGCUGAAGGUUAUGAAACACUGAAGGGCUGCCCUUGCAACAACGUCCCUCCAAGUUCAAAGGUCGCUGAAGCCCAGUCAGUUGGCAGAGGUAGAUUUUGAAAGAAAGAUGGAGCACGUCUCUUUCUUGCCGCUGUCCCGUUUUGCUGUUUGUGGCGGGACGCAUGGCAAUGAGAUGUCGGGGGUCUACAUGGUGAGAGAAAUGCAGAGACAGAAGGCUGAUCGGACGGGAUCGGUUUCUGUAACAAGCGUCCUAUCAAACCCGCCGGCUGUGGAUGCCUGCAGGAGAUACAUGGAAACAGAUCUAAAUCGCUGCUUCACUGAUGCCUUACUGAGUGGCCCCACAACAGACGACACGCCCUACGAGUUGAGACGCGGCCGCGAGCUGAACGCUCAGCUCGGGCCCAAGGGGAGCCGAGAGGCCGUGGAUCUGCUCUGCGACAUCCACAACACCACCGCCAACAUGGCCGUGUGUCUCAUCUUCUACUCCUUUGACUGGAUCGCACUUCAUAUUUACAAAUACAUACAGAGCAAGAUGACCUCUGCACCUGUGAGAGCCCUCUGUCUUAAUGAACCACCUUCUGAAGCCUAUUCUCUGGAGUCAGUAGGAAAACAUGGAAUCGCGAUAGAAGUCGGCCCUCAGCCCACCGGAGUCGUCAGAGCCGAUAUCUUUAACAUGGUGAAAGAGGCAGUGGAUCUCACGAUAGAAUGGCUUCAGAAAUUUAAUUCUGGAAGUACUUUUGAAGGAGGUGAAGUGGAGGCUUACACGCCGGUGGGAAGUGUGGACUACCCAAGGGAUCCUACAACGGGGGAAAUCACUGCCGCCAUCCACCCACAGCUGCAGGACAAUGACUUCAAGGUUCUCCGUCCAGGCGACCCCGUGUUCCAGUUAUUUUCUGGGGAGACGGUGAAGCAUGAGGGAGACGACCUCUACCCUCUCUUUGUGAACGAAUGUGCCUACUAUGAGAAAAAAGUUGCCUUCAAGUUGACCAAAAAGAUCACUGUGACCUUGCCGUCUGUGGGUGUGAAGAAGGACUGAGAGGACGUGGACAUAGAUUCUAAUUCUAAUCAACAAAUUAAAAGUGUACAUGCAUAAUCGUUUUUAAUCUCAAAUAUUUUCAUCUCAAAUGAGGAAAUCUACAACAGUAAUGAUGAGUAGAUAUAUUCUACUGGUGCAGGACACAAACAACUGGAUUACCUCCUCAUUACUUUAUGGCUUUCCAAUACAGCAGCUCUGUAAGAGUGAACCUCAGCGGCUUUAAAGAGGAGGCUCAAUUGAAAUGCCAGAGAGACUGGAGUUAUAAUCCUCCACCUGCUGCAUACAACUGAACUAUGACAUGGUUCUUUUUUUUCGCACUGUGGCAAUGAUGCAAAAUACUAUUUGAAUAAAUGGAAACAUGGAUCCCUUUUAAUUA